Sclerotinia sclerotiorum 1980 UF-70 is the source of this 1863-nucleotide messenger RNA. RefSeq lists its product as hypothetical. The coding region runs from base 1 to 1863 and encodes 620 amino acids. Gene Ontology annotation, molecular function: oxidoreductase activity; copper ion binding. The transcript is spliced from 3 exons. The record is from RefSeq and is a predicted model, not a curated record. Lineage: Eukaryota; Fungi; Ascomycota; Leotiomycetes; Helotiales; Sclerotiniaceae.
AUGUCCGUCUAUACGGAUGAACAAUCUUUCGGAGCCGGCGAAACGUUGGCCGAUGUUGAAAUGGAGAGACGAGAAGAUGACUAUGGGGAUCAAGAAGGGUUAUUUCCCGGCGAGAAGGAUAAUUUAUCAGCAAAUCAAUCCUCGCGGUCCAGCGAUACGUUGGAUGAUGUUGAGAUGCAAAGGCGAGAAGAUGAUUACGGAGAUCAAGAAGGAUUAUUGUCUGGCGAGAAAGAUAAACCAUCACAAGAGGUCGAAGUCAAAAAGAUAUGGCGUCUGACAAACUUCUCGUGGAUAAUCAUAUCUUUUUUGGCAGUGAUAGGAGCAACAGUCACGAUGAUGAAGAUAGCGUGGGCUUUCAUCCCUAACGAUAGCACGAUAAUUGAUUAUUCAGAGACAACACCCACCGAUUUCCUUCGAACAUAUCAUUGGACCAUAGAAGAUAUCGAAGCAAAUCCAGAUGGAGUUUUCAGACCUAUGAUAACUAUUAACUCCCAAUUUCCUGGUCCAAUGAUUGAAUGUAACGAGGGUGAUACUUUGAUUAUUAACGUUGAUAAUCAAGGUGUUAAUGCUACCUCCAUACAUUUUCAUGGUAUCUUUCAAAAUGGGACGAACCAUAUGGAUGGUACUACAGGCAUCACACAAUGUCCCAUUGCACCAGGCCAUAAAUUUCGAUAUGAGUUCAAUGUCACGGGUCAAUCUGGCACUUACUACUAUCAUGGACAUCAAGCUGUACAGAUCGCUGAUGGCGUGUAUGGACCCUUGGUUAUUCAUUCUAAGAAAGAGAAGACUUUACAGCCAAUUUCGUAUGCUACAGAUCGAGUAGUCAUGCUCCAAGAUUAUUAUCAUGAGCUUAGUAGUGGACUCCUAAUCGAAAAUCUUCAACCUGGAAGCGAAUCUUCACCAAUUCCCGAUGGAGCAUUGAUCAAUGGACUUAACAGUCGAGACUGUUCACUUCUCCCACAUCGAACAUGUGACAACUCGACAACGAGUCUUCCUUCAUUCGAUUUGAUUGAAGAUUCCAAUCAUCGACUACGAUUCAUCAAUACAGGUGCAUUUGCUUGGUUUCAAGUCAGCUUGGACGAACAUGAGUUUGCAAUCACUGAAGUUGAUGGCACAGAUAUCAUGCCAUCUUAUGAGACUCGCAUGAUGAUUGGUCCUGCGCAACGAUACAGUAUGAUCUUGAACACAAACCAGGUUUCAACUGAUGCUUUUUGGCUUCGAGCACGGAUGGUUACUCAUUGUUGGAAAGAACCUGAGAAACCAGCCCAUCCAGCUGAUGAAGUUCGAGCCAUAAUUCGUUAUGUUUCCGAUAAAGAUACACCUAGAAACAUAACCUCUCAACCUACUUCCAAAAAUUGGGAGGAGGCAAUCGAAGUAGAAUGUAGGGACAUGAAUAUUAGCGCCUACAUCCCCACAUCUUUUGAACCAGCUCCUACAAUAGCAGAUCAUAGCUAUUUCCUCCGCGCAAAUCUCGAAAGAAAGUACUGGCGUCUAGAGCGAGGCUACUUCAAUACCUCUACUUUCCGGCCUCGAAUCCAACAUCCAACACUUCAUCGAACCAUUGAUGGUUUCACCACCAACAAUGAAACAUUCACAUCCAUGAGCAGUAUCAAUGGUAAGGAAUACGGAUGGUUAGCUCUUCGAUUCGUGGCGGAUAAUCCGGGUAUUAGGGCUAUACAUUGUCAUAUGAUGUGGCAUGGAGAAGCGGGAAUGGUGAUGCAAUUUGUAGAUCGACUUGACGAAGUGAAGAAAUGGAAGAUUCCUGAAGCAAACCAAAAAUUAUGCGAGGUAGAUAUUGGGGAGUUGGAAAAGGGCGCAGUACCUAAAGAUGAAAUUUGGUUUGGGUUCGAAGAUGAAGAUUGA